CACUCAUUGCCCACAAUAUUGAAAUAUGGCGUCCCUCACCUAUGUCAACGAAGAUGGUGCUGGCCAGAAGCACAGCGAUCUCUGCCACUACUCCCAAGCUGUUCUUCUCCCCGGGAACAUUGUGAAAUGCGCUGGGCAGGGUGGUUGGACCAACUCGGGAGACCUCGAUGCUAGCGAUACUCGGAAGCAGAUUGACCUUGCAUUUGAGAACGUCGAUAAGGUACUUCAAGCCACUGGGUUGAAAGGAUGGGAAGACGUCUAUCUUGUCCGGACUUACCACGUCGAAAUGGGAGCUUCUUAUGACUAUCUAGUCGAGAAGCUCAAGAAGCGCAUUGCUGGACACCGACCAGUCUGGACUGCUAUUUCGGUUCCCCGCCUUGCUUUUCCGGAGAUGUUGAUUGAGGUCGAGGUUGAGGCAUUCAACAAUCAAGCUUAACGUUUCCUCCAUUUCAUCAGCGUCUUGAUGUUCCUCCGGUUUCAACCCUCCCGCUUGUUCUAUGUGCGAAUUCUAGGGUGUAAC
Messenger RNA from Aspergillus aculeatinus CBS 121060, 520 nucleotides. Its product is annotated as YjgF-like protein. The coding region runs from base 26 to 436 and encodes 136 amino acids. NCBI's taxonomy places the organism in Eukaryota, Fungi, Ascomycota, Eurotiomycetes, Eurotiales, Aspergillaceae. The record is from RefSeq and is a predicted model, not a curated record. The transcript is spliced from 2 exons.